AUGGGCGCUUACGUGCUGCGUCAAACGAGCAGAAUCUCAGUUGAAAGCUUAUGGAGAACCACUGCUAUUUCGGCAAACACCCCUGACGCCUCAGGCCUCAACGGCUUUUUAGGUAUGAAGAAACAAAUGCAGGUACAUGGAACUUCCCCACCCAAGCCACAACAGGGCAUGGGAAGUUGCAGAUCCGAGGGUGGAGAGGGUGAGAGCACCUCUCUAUGCCGCGGAUCCACAGAUUACGGCAGUCUAUCGCGCACUCAGCCGCCAGCCGAGUAA
Molecule: messenger RNA, 273 nt
Organism: Pyrenophora tritici-repentis Pt-1C-BFP
Lineage: Eukaryota; Fungi; Ascomycota; Dothideomycetes; Pleosporales; Pleosporaceae
Source: RefSeq, a predicted model, not a curated record